AUGAUAGAUGCCCAUGGUACUUUAGCAAUUAAUGAGGAAGGAAGAGUUAAGUUAAAUAUUUCACAACAAAAUGCAGACCAUAAAAGCUUCAUUGAAAUGAAGACAAAAUUAACUGGUAAAAUUAAAAUCGACGAAAAAACAAAUACUAUUAGCUUUUUAUUAAAGGAUGUCAACAGUGGUAUUAUUAGAGUUAUGAAUAUUGGUAAUUUUAGAAACCCAGAAAAGCAAAAACAAUUUAGUGAAGUUUGUAAAUUAUAUAAAAUCAAAUAUAGAGAACAGGAGAAAAUAUCCCCAACCGAUGGCUGGGUAGUUGGAAUGUACGAAGCUUUAUGCCAUGCCCAUAUAAAUAUGAAAGAACUCUCUUUGACUUUAACAUUUGAACAUGACAACUAUGAAGAGAUUAUCAAAAGCAUUAAAAGAAAAUCGAUUAAACUCAAGAAAUCAUAUAAAGUGACAAUAGAUCCACCAAUCGAGCCACCAAAACCUAAACCAGCUAGAGAAUCAGAUUUUUAUAAUAAGCAAUAUCAAGAUGAAAAAUUAAAUACUUGGAAACAUUUUAUUAAAGAAUAUGAUAGAAUAACAAAGGAAGAAAGAGAAAAUGAAGAUAAUGAGGAUGACGAAUAUUAUGAAGAUUAUGAAGACAAUGAAGACAUUGAAGAUUAUGAGGAUAGCAAACAAAGAUAA
Messenger RNA from Dictyostelium purpureum, 684 nucleotides. RefSeq lists its product as uncharacterized. The coding region runs from base 1 to 684 and encodes 227 amino acids. Lineage: Eukaryota; Evosea; Eumycetozoa; Dictyosteliales; Dictyosteliaceae. The transcript has 3 exons. The record is from RefSeq and is a predicted model, not a curated record.